Molecule: messenger RNA, 960 nt
Organism: Suillus fuscotomentosus
Lineage: Eukaryota; Fungi; Basidiomycota; Agaricomycetes; Boletales; Suillaceae
Exons: 1
Coding region: 387-893 (168 amino acids)
Source: RefSeq, a predicted model, not a curated record
GCUAGCGCUGCUUGUCUCCAACCAACACAACCGACACCACAUCACUCAAAUUGUACGAGCCUUGCCUGCCUGCCAUUUGAACAUCUAUCGUGGCCGUCGACUCGAGGAUAAUUACAAGUAUGAAGACUCAUGUAUGGCUUGUAAUAUACAUUGUCUUCCAAAGACUGUCCUUUGAUCACCUGUUGGAUCUGAUUCAUAGCGCCGCUUGUGUCCUUGCACUGUGUGUACACCAGCGGGUCUCUACCAGACCAGUUGAAUAAUCAGACUCCAUGUCACGAGAAAUGGAUAUGCUCGUCGUCAGCCAGGUCCAAUCGCGAACAAGCUCAUGUUCGAAGAUGACUUAGAUAUCGAUCAGGAAUUUGAAACCUCACAACCUGCUGCCAAGUAUGAUUGUCCACCCUCACGGGCCUCACCUACUCUGGGCGACAAUGAGUAUUUUGAUCGCGAGGCAGACGCUGAUAUCAUCAUGGGCAUGGAUGAGGAUCCUGUUGACAGAGACUUUUAUGUUGACGAGGAUGUUCGUGUUGACGGAGACCCCAUCCUUUGACAGAAUUUUGGCAUGCAUCAAAGCGACGGAGAAUACCCUUCCCGACCUGAUUCCCCUCCUCUACACUUUCCAGCAUCUGAUGAUGAGUCUCUCGACAAUCAAAGUAUACUUUCUCUCGAUCUCGGCACUUCUGCUAUCACACACGACGAGCAUCACGAAUGGGUUAGUACAGGUGAAGAUAUCGAGGGAGGUGACGAGCACGUUUGGGACCCAGAGGUGGAUCCUGAAUACUUAUCAAACGAUGCUGUCCUCGAGGAUGGCCUUGCACAAGAAGACCAGAGCGAGCUGGAGGAUAUCCUCCCACAUGCAUUAUCAGAACAUCCGGCUCUUCUCAAUGGUUACUUGACUGUGUUUGUCAAUGCUGCAUAUCGACAUGCAACACAUGCAGACUCGGAGGCAACACUUACCCUUAC